AUGAUUGGGGUACCGCUCAUCGAGCAGUUGUUGUUCCGGGUUUUCCAAGACCAGAUCUUCGAUGAUCCCGUUGACAGGCUCAACUACUUUUACACAGCUUCGAUCCUUGCCUUUUUCGCUAUCAUGGUCUCAGCUAAGCAGUGAGUGGAAAAUUAAUGAAUUUGUGAUGAAAACUCUUCGAUUGCAGAUACGUUGGCUCUCCGAUCCAGUGCUGGAUGCCGAUGGAGUUCAAAGGCGGUUGGGAACAAUAUGCUGAGGACUACUGCUUCAUCCAGAACACGUUCUUCGUUCCGUUCCAUGAGGAGAUUCCUGGCGAUAGCAGCGCUCGCGAAGAGGUAAUAAUUCGGAAAACCAGCAUUUCUUUGGGAAAAGCGACUACAAGCGUGGUUUUGAAAAACGGUCCAUAAGAAGCAGCGUACGUUUUCACAUCUGUUCGAAGCGCACAAAUUUAGUCGCCAAUGAGAGCGUUUUUCAUCCUCUGCAGAUGGGAGCGUUAUUGGUCUGCAGGGUUUACGGUGUAUCGGUGGAGCGCAAAUGAUGUUGUCGGCAGCGGGAACGCGCAAAACUCAAAAUUUCCUCGUUUUUUUAGAAGUUCCUUGCUAUGUUUGAAAUUGAUAAGCAGUUGCUGGUUUUUCUGAUUACAAUUUUUUUGAUCUGAAUAGCAAAAAUAUAUUAUUAAGAUUGUGCCAGUGUGUGACCAUUUCAAAAAAAUAAAAUUAUAUGAGCGAGAGUAAUAGACAAAAUGAAUUUUUUUUUUUUCAGAAUAGUAGUUGACCAAGAACUAAAUCUAAUAAAUUGCAGCGUGAGAUUGGCUACUACCAGUGGGUGCCAAUCACUCUGGCCAUCCAAGCGAUCCUCUUCUUCAUCCCCAACUGGAUAUGGAACAUCAUGCACAAGCACAGCGGUAGGAGUUUCAGCAGCGUAUCUCUAUAACAUUUCGAAAUACUUCAGGCCUCGAUCUCGAGACGGUUGUCAACGAAGCUCACAAACUGCGCAACUAUCCUUCCGAACAGCGUAGCCAGGCCUUGGCCAAGCUAGCGUCUUAUAUUUCUGAAUGCCUCGAGUUCAAGAGUGUCAACCGCAGAACUACUCGCAUCUGCUGCUGGCAGUGGGUUUUUUAUUUAUUUAUCCGUGACCCUCAUAUUUCUUUUUACUUCACAACUUAUCUAGCUUGGUCAUUUUCCAGAGUUGGAUCGGGCUUGGGCUCAUAUAUCUCCAUGCUCUACCUGAUGAUCAAGCUACUGUAUCUUGGUAACGUCCUCCUCCAGUUCUACAUCAUGACGGUUUUCCUCGGCAACGACCACCUUCUUUGGGGUUUCCAAGUACAAGAAUGAUACUUUAAUAAGAUAUGUCCCCAAUAAACAUAUUCAGACGUUCCUUGAUCUUUACGAAGGCCGAGAAUGGUCUGAGUCCGGGGUCUUCCCCCGCGUCACGCUUUGCGACUUCAAAGUCCGUCGCUUGGCCAAUAUCCAUCGUUACACAGUUCAGUGUGUGCUCAUGAUUAACUUGUUCAACGAGAAAAUUUACCUGUUUUUGUGGUGAGCUGAAUUUAAUUAUCUCUGAAGUCAUAAUUGAUUUCGAUGCAGGCUGUGGCUUUUGGCGGUUCUCCUCUGCACGUUCAUCAAUACCGCAUAUACCUUCUACCGUCUGGCUUUCACUUUCAGCAGAGAAAGUUCUGUAAAGAAACUUCUUGGACGUGAGAAGGUACAAAAAAAAUAUUCAGCAGAAAUAAACGGUUUGAUGCAGGAUUUGAUCGACGAUGACCAGACGGACAACUACCGCCAUAAGCGUUGCUUCCGCUCUUUCACGCAGCACGCGCUUCGCCCAGGUAAUCAAUUCAUUCAAAAAUUGUGAUAAUGUUCGUGAUUUCAGACGGAGUGCUGCUUCUGCGUUUCAUUGAGUGUCGUGCUGGAGCCCUGGUCGCUAGAGAAGUCACUGAGCGCCUUUACAACGAUUACCUUGAAAUGGUGAGAGAAGAAUAAGCUUUCAAAUUAGAACAAAACAAUAAUGUUAAGUGUGCCUACAAUUUAACUGGUCAGUCCACGAAGUCGACUUCUCCUGGCAUGGAAGAAGGUCCUCACGAAAGUCUCUACCAUCCGCAGAAGAUGGGUGGCCUUAUGGAACCGGACUUCGCUAUCAAACAGGCCUAA
Caenorhabditis auriculariae is the source of this 2150-nucleotide messenger RNA. Lineage: Eukaryota; Metazoa; Nematoda; Chromadorea; Rhabditida; Rhabditidae. The record is from the annotation of a GenBank genome assembly.